AUGUUCCGCCACGUCCUGAUUGCCAUACUGAUUGCCUUUGACUUUCUCAAAGCCAUUGUGUUGCUUGUGUACCCAGCAACAUCCGAGAACACCUCUGAAGGGUCCGUGGAAAACAUCAAAUUCCUCAACGCCAUAGGAUGGCUAACGUGUUUCAGCAUCGAGGGCGCUGACCUCAUCAUCGUUUGUUUUGCUGUGCACAUCGCGCUUCUGAUUUUCCGCCCUGCUGUUUCCCAGCAUUCAACUGGUGAAGGCGGUCUUCAUACUGUUCGAAAAUACGUCUACACUUUGACGUUUCUCAUUCCCGUGAUUCUCAGCUCACUCACGUUCGCAGGAGACCAGAGGUACGUAGACCAAGUCAGCUGGAGUUACAUGGAGCCGCUUUCUGCGGUCUGGUAUCUGACCUGGAUCAUCCGGUACUGUAUUGCCGUCCUGAUCGCCACAAUCUAUGUCUCGGUCUAUUUCUACGUGAUGCGCCAAUAUAGGGCCGUGAGCAGCAAAAUGGAUUUCGUCAGCAGUCAGAAGCGCGGACUCGUCUCUGAAGUUCUGCAAGACUCGGUCAUGUACAAAGUCGGCCAGUUGCUGCUGAUGCUCGUUUUCCCAGACGUGCAAAUAAGUGCCAAAUUGCAUGGGAAGGACCUCAACACGGACACAGACAUCGAAAACAUGGACAAUCUCCGCCACCACGAUCCGGAACUCGCGGAUUAUCGCCCUCCGCAGUCUCCACAGUCGCCGAACCAAGACCGAUCAAGACACGAAGUGGGAUUGGAUAUCCAGCAAUUGCUGCACGAAGAAGCAAUGGAAAGACUCCGAAUACGACAACUACAGAUCAUGCGACAGAUGAAGGUGGUCUUCAUCUAUCCCGUUUCCUAUAUCCUGCUCUGGCUGUGGCCGUUUGUGGCCCAGUGCUACCAGCUGCAACGGGGUCGUCGAGCAUACUACCAUUUAUGGGUGUUCUGCAUCUCCUCCUUCUUCCAGGCAUUCAACUGUACCAUCGACACAUUGGUGUUCCUGUUUAGGGAGCACCCUUGGGACCUUCGAGCCAGCAAAGUGGACCCCUAUGCUGAACAUAACUACUGCUGGCUCCGACGCAAACUCUCGUUUCUUCCGGGUUAUAGGCUCGGCAGUACCACGAUACGAAACGCUAAUAAGACUUCCAGGCCGAACGUAGAACACCACGGCUCAGAGCUCGACAUGCACGCCUCCGACUCCAGAUCUAGCUCGAUCGUGGACCCCAAAGAAAACUCGCACAAUAAUACGGUCAGCAUGGCGGAUUUCCUAAACUCCUCCGUCCCGAAAAGCUCUCAAGCAACGGCAAAUCCUUCGACACGACGCAGCUCCAAGUUCAGCUGGCGCGCGUUUUCGCACAUAGGCUCGUUGACCGAGUCAAACCACUCUGAUGAACAUAAGGAUGCGCACAAAGAACCGGACUUUCGCAAAGGCAGCGUCACCAGCGGAAAAACGACCUCUACAGACGACAACGUCGAGAUGGACCUGAUAUAUUUUCUCAAAGAAGGGCGCCCGUGA
Messenger RNA from Ogataea parapolymorpha DL-1, 1524 nucleotides. RefSeq lists its product as uncharacterized. NCBI's taxonomy places the organism in Eukaryota, Fungi, Ascomycota, Pichiomycetes, Pichiales, Pichiaceae. Gene Ontology annotation, biological process: adenylate cyclase-activating G protein-coupled receptor signaling pathway. The coding region runs from base 1 to 1524 and encodes 507 amino acids. The record is from RefSeq and is a predicted model, not a curated record. Gene Ontology annotation, molecular function: G protein-coupled receptor activity. The transcript has a single exon. Gene Ontology annotation, cellular component: plasma membrane.